AAGGAAAGGUGUAAAUCAUGGUGUAAAUAAUUCUGUUUACGUUUUGAAGCUGUUCGAUCGCAAUCUCGGAAUGUGAAUGCGCAUGCAAAAAUUUAAAAUUUCUUCAAAUGUGAAAAAUUCAUUAAAUUUAGUGUUAAUUUACCAUUCACAAUGGCACGCGAAAUUUUGACUCUUCAGCUAGGAAACUACGCCAAUUACGUCGGAACACACUGGUGGAACAUUCAGGAAGCCUCCUUCAACUACGACCCGAAUGCCGACCCGUCAGAGGUUGACCACGAUGUUCUGUACCGGGAAGGUAGGACGCUGAACCGGCAGACAACCUACACCCCACGGAUGCUGUUGGUGGAUUUGAAAGGGACGCUGAAGUUUAUGCCGGAGCAGGGGGAGCUGUACCAAGGGCAACAGCAACCAGCUAACGAGGAUGAACUUAUCAGUGGAAUCGGUUGGGAAGCAGCUAAAGUGGAAGUGAUCAGGAAAGAUCCGGUGGAGAAAUGUGAAUUCCAGCGUGAUUUGGUGGGUGAUGAGAAAGAUGAUGAGGAUGAUAAUGAGGAAGAGAAGGAUUACAAUUUCAAAGACACGGUUCAGGAUUGGAUCGAUUUCAGCUAUUCGCGAUAUCAUCCGAGAAGUAUUAAUAUGGUGAGCGAGUAUAGCCACUCAAAAGAAGAGAAUUUGUUUGAUACAAUAACGAAUGGGAUGGAAAUGUGGAGGAACUACGACUUCCAGGAUGAAGUUACGGAUAGAAUACGACAAUAUGUGGAGGAAUGUGAUGGGUGCCAGGGGUUUCAAACGCUUUUCGACUGUGUUGAUGGAUUCGCAGGAUUGGGAGUGAGGUGUCUGGAACAUUUGCAAGAUGAAUACGGAAAGGCUAGUUUAGUAUUUCCGUUAAUUCCUCCGAAGAUGCUAAACUUUAAAAAUGCGGAUGACAUAAUGACGGCAUCGGUUCGAAUAAUCAAUACGGCGCUCUCCUUUUCAAAUUUAAUGGAAUCGUGUUCGCUUUUUGUUCCUUUAUCCACCAUGGGGCGCUGCUGGCGGAGUCUUGAUCAACCACGAUCUUUCCCCCAUGUUGCCUACGGUGGAAGCAACUUUUACCAAACUUCAGCGUUGUUGGCCACGUUCCUGGAUACCGUUUCACUUCGGUAUCGCUUGAAAAAUCCAGCACAAGACAACUUUCUCGCCAGUUUAUGUGGUGAAGUAAGCCCCUAUGGACGGAAGAUGGCUGCCGCGGCGUUGGCUUUGCCCUUCGGUAUGAACAGCUCCGAAGAUCUAAUCGAUUUCCUCGACCAACAAUCUGAGCAGAAGCUACUUCACACCCAGUUAACGCCCAAUUGUUCAGUCGGAACCAAGUACCUCUUCCAGUCGGUGUCGGUCCGUGGUCUCCCUCGAAAUAGGCUGAAAAGACCUCCGACGUCUAAGUCGGCCCAAAGACAGCAGCGCAUGGCAGCGUAUCGAUGUGACUCCGUGAGCGAAAUGCUGCAAUUCUACUAUCAGUGUAGACUUCAUGCCAGUGUGUCGCACGUGACAGCAUGCAAAGCACCGAUGGAUCUUCGGACGCCGUUCCCUAACGAGCUGUUGCAGUCACGGGUGGGAUUUGAUGGAUUCCUACACGAAUACGAUUUAGGAGUCAAGCAAAAAGUGAUUUCCAUGCCGACCUUGGCGAUGAUCCAAUCAUCCGGAGACCUGGCAGAUACCCUGGAUAGCCUGCAUCGCGAGGCGAGUCGAAUAAAAAUUGCAAAAAUCUCCCGUUUUGCUGAGAGUGGCCUGGAGCUGGAGGAUUACCGAGAAAGUAUGGAUCGACUGAUGGACUUCAAAGAAAGGUAUGAUGACAAUUAUGAACUUUAAAUUUUUUAUAUUUUUAUUUAAAAAAAAAUGCAAGACAAGGUAAAACAUAAGGCCUUGUACACAAAAGCGCUUAACUA
Molecule: messenger RNA, 1916 nt
Organism: Armigeres subalbatus
Lineage: Eukaryota; Metazoa; Arthropoda; Insecta; Diptera; Culicidae
Gene: mst
Product: protein misato
Exons: 2
Coding region: 151-1839 (562 amino acids)
Biological process (GO): mitochondrion organization
Cellular component (GO): cytoplasm; mitochondrion
Source: RefSeq, a predicted model, not a curated record